Molecule: messenger RNA, 720 nt
Organism: Lolium rigidum
Lineage: Eukaryota; Viridiplantae; Streptophyta; Magnoliopsida; Poales; Poaceae
Product: thioredoxin domain-containing protein PLP3B-like
Exons: 11
Coding region: 1-720 (239 amino acids)
Cellular component (GO): cytoplasm
Source: RefSeq, a predicted model, not a curated record
AUGGAGGAACUUGGUUUGGAAACAUCGAGUAUAGUAGACAACGAGUUAGAAGAACUGUUUGAGUUAUCUCUUAGAAUGUUUGAUACAAGAUUACCACCUGGAGUAACCGUUCUCUCGCCCUUUGCUGAAGAUUCUUCACUGACUAAAGUUGGAGUAGAGGCACCAACAAAAUGGCUUGAGAUCACAAAAAAAGACGAAGUUGAUCUUGAUGAAUUAUUGGAUGACCCAGAGCUUGAGAGAUUGCUCAUUUCAGUUUUCUCUACGCAACAGAGAGAGGUUGAGAAGCGUGAAGUGCUUAAGAGGCAAGGUCAUGGUGAAUACAGGGAAAUAACUGAAGGAGACUUUCUAGCGGAGGUCACUCGCGGUGACAAGGUCAUCUGUCAUUUCUACCGCUGCAAGAUCAUGGAUAAGCAUUUGAAGGCACUUGCGCCGGUCUAUUUGGGGACUAAAUUCGUCAAGCUUGAUGCCGAGAAUGCUCCCUUCUUUGUGACAAAACUGGCAAUUAAAAUGUUGCCAUGUGUUAUAUUGUUCAAGAAGGGUAUUGCUGUUGAUCGGUUAGUUGGAUUUGAAGACCUUGGAGGUAAAGAUGAUUUUUCUACCAGGGCAUUGGAAAAUAUUCUGAAGAGGAAAGGCGUGGCGCAUGAGAAGGUGAAGGACGACAACGACCAAAACGACCAAACGUGUAGGAGGACUGUUCGAUAUGCGAUGGGAGGACUGUGA